GUCCGAGCCCGGCUACUUUGCCCUAAGCAAAGAAGAGGCCCGGUUGAGUUGCCUUGAGCGGGUCCAUUGCGGUGCCCAGCAUCGCAAACGAGUCAAAAUGACUGGCACUGUCAUAUAUGAACUUGAGUUCCAGAACUUUCACAAGGUGUAGCCCCAAGAUUUUGUCUUCUCAGCAGACCCUGAUACACUCUCAUUCCACAGCAGCGCAUCCACGCUCGCUGUCCAUCGCCCAUCACACGUGUUCGUGAAGUUCAGGCUGGUCCUGCAUUCUUCAAGGCCGCACCAGGUCUGCGCAAUCACAGCCGAAGAUGAAGUGCUACAAAAUCUUUGUUCUGGUCUUUUUCGUCCUUGAAGGAGUGGCUGCACUGCCUUCACCGCCGGACGGUCUUCUUCGUGCAGAUGGCUUUCCUUCAAGCUCGAGAGCAGACGCAGGGGACAGUGCAACAAAGCAAGCCCGUCGACGCGAAGAGUUUGCUCGCAAAGCAAAGAGGCCCGACGCAUUGAUCGAGCCUCGAACUUUUAAAGCUUCCGAAGAAGCCGACAGCGACGACUCGGACCGACUGAAGCGCCCCUCUCCGCGCACUAUCGCAGAUCUCCAUCGCCGCCAAGAAAAGAGCCCACAAUCAUCACUCAGGAUCCAAGACGAAGAUGUCAAGAACGAGCGACAGCUGCAGGCAGCAAGGCAAGGCACGGACGAUAAUCCGCUCGCGAAGAGAGGGAAGCUUGUCAAGGGAGGAAUCGCUGUUGUGGCCCUAGGCACUGUCGGCGGCUUGUAUGGUCUCCUCAAGAAGUUUGUGUUCGAUAAGAAGCACGGUAAGCCGGAUGAAGGCCCUUACCCACAGCCUGGCGACUCCUCUUCAACGCCUCCGCCAACGCCUCGUAGUCUUGACGACGACGGACCAGAGCUUGGCAAAGUCCCACUCAGCAAGAGAGAUCGCCAAGGGAAGGUCGUCAAGAGUGGCAUUGCUGUAGCUGCUUUGGCGACCAUCGGCGGCUUGUACGGCCUGCUGAAGAAAUUCGUCUUCGACAAGAAGAAGGGCAAACCGGAUGAAGGACCUUACCCACAGCCUGGUGAUUCCUCGCCAACGCCCCCGCCAACACCCCGCAGCGUUGACGAUGAGUCGCAAGACAACAAAGUACCGCUUGCGAAGAGAGACCGAAGGGCCAGACUCAUCAAAGAGGCAAAGGUUGGAGCGGGGGCAGCUACCAUCGCUGCUCUGUAUUAUGCUUUGUACAAGCUGAUGACCGGUAAGAGCGACGGCCAGCAAACGUUCACUCCAGGCAAUGACGCCCCGGGCCCAGAUGCUGCUCCAGCACCAAAAGCUCGUGGCCUAAUUGCUCGGGAUGAUGAGGAUUUUGACAAGAGAAUCGUUCCAGGUGACGAUGGCGCCAUGAACGCGCAGAGACGACUGACAAAGAGAGCUAUCACCCUCCAACAGCUUCACACUGGAGCCAAGGCAAGUGCUCUUGUCAUUUCCUUGGGGGGACUAUAUUAUGUGGUCAGUCAAAUACUCAAAGACAGCAAAGCCAGGCGUCAAGGCCAGCAAGGCCACCACGGCCAUGCCCCGGAACCAGUCUCCGCUCCUGCACCACGACCUCGAAGUCUCGGCGAUUCUGAAGUCGAGACAAGUGAAGCAGAAGAGGCACCUCGACAGGAGAGCGAUCUCGAGCUGAACGAACGGGGCAUGUCUGGAGCCCAGAAAGGCUUUCUUAGGAUUGGAGGCGCAACGACCGCGAUGAUGACCAUGACAUCUCUUGCUCACGUUGCUCAAAAGCAAAAGCACAGCGAACACAAGCAGGAGAAGGAGAUCACAAAGGCAAAAGGGAAGGCGCAACAUCCGCCACCAAGACACGUUCCCAUUCUCAGACCACGAAGCCUCAGUCAAGGGACUCCCUGUCUGACCAGCUCGAACCACCUCUAUCCUGACGGGGCUCGAUUGGAUGAGAGACUUAAAGGCAAUUGGGGGAAAACUGUAGGAGGUGGCGUGGUAGGGAUGUGUGGUCUUGGCAUGGAAUCUCUCUAUGCUGCCAACGCUCUGAAGAAAAAGGAAGAGCGACAGCAGAGGGCGUACCAAGAAGCAAAGAAGUAUGGGCCGGCGCUCAUGAUCAAAAAGCCUGCAAAGGACCCUCGCUGAGGAUCGUGUUCAUCUGACAAUUAUUGCGAUCCAGCGCCUCCGGAUCCCAUUCGCCGCUUUGCCAGCUUGCUUUCAAUUCGAGAAUUGUGAUCGGCCUACUCCAAAUUCCGGACUCCGGAACACCUCGCCGGGACAGUGUGUGCUACGUGGAGGCGAUCGUGAGCUUUGAUGAACGAGAAUGGUGCAGCAUUGCUUCUGGACAAGUUUGCUAUGAGAUUUUCAUCGUCAGGACCAACAGACUAGCAGGUGGAUUGCUCUGACGCACCUUCUGCCUUUCCUCUGGCCUGACAAGCUGUUGCUGCACCGCAAUUGCACCAUCGAAGGACGUCCACACUACUGGUCCAUUGCUCCG
This is a messenger RNA of Microstroma glucosiphilum, 2487 nucleotides long. RefSeq lists its product as hypothetical. The coding region runs from base 309 to 2135 and encodes 608 amino acids. NCBI's taxonomy places the organism in Eukaryota, Fungi, Basidiomycota, Exobasidiomycetes, Microstromatales, Microstromataceae. The record is from RefSeq and is a predicted model, not a curated record. The transcript has a single exon.